AUGCCGAAAUCGGCUUCUCCCAAUCCGAAGGUCGAAAUUGAUGCAUGUAACUCCGAGGUGGCCCUGAUCACGGUAUGUAAUGCUGCCUGUGCACAUCCAUGUUUUAUUGUUUCUCAUGUCGUAAGAUCUGCGACGUCCACAUCCAUCGCCGAGGCAAGAAUUGCCAUCUCUCCAGCAUGUACAGGGCUGGAUAGGCCGGAUGCCAGCCCGAUAAAUGCCGAAUUAGUACAGUGUAUUGCAAAAGUUUACCCUGGGGAUCAAGCCUAUAGGACAAGGCGGUGCAACACUGCUAACGCGAAUGUAAAGAAAGCCUCGACAAAGCCAUCGGCAUUGGUCCGCCGUAAGUGUUGCGCCUGUGGUAGUGACCAUAUUAAAGGUACCGAGAUCAGAGGCACCCUGUGGCAUGAGCUUCUGGAGAAUAACACUGUGUUGAUGAACUAA
Messenger RNA from Histoplasma capsulatum G186AR, 441 nucleotides. RefSeq lists its product as uncharacterized. The coding region runs from base 1 to 441 and encodes 146 amino acids. NCBI's taxonomy places the organism in Eukaryota, Fungi, Ascomycota, Eurotiomycetes, Onygenales, Ajellomycetaceae. The record is from RefSeq and is a predicted model, not a curated record. The transcript has 3 exons.